This is a messenger RNA of Dunckerocampus dactyliophorus (ringed pipefish), 2003 nucleotides long. Its product is annotated as outer dense fiber protein 3-like. NCBI's taxonomy places the organism in Eukaryota, Metazoa, Chordata, Actinopteri, Syngnathiformes, Syngnathidae. The transcript is spliced from 9 exons. Gene Ontology annotation, cellular component: cytoskeleton. The record is from RefSeq and is a predicted model, not a curated record. Bases 924 to 1724 code for a protein of 266 amino acids.
ACAAAUUGAAGAAACAGAGCGUCGUCUUUAAUCACAAGCAAAAUGCUUUUCACUUUUAAACCAUAGCGAUUAUAGUAAAGUGAUCAUCUAUAAGCGAAAGUGGAAAGGCACAAGUAAGACCCUGAGAUUCUUGUUUUCACAGUAGGGUAAGUGCCGUGCGCGCACCCGAUUGAAAGUUUUUCACGCACAAAGCACUAAACUUUGAACUUUUCGUCCGUCCGUCCGUCAAACAAUUUACUCCCAUUAAUUUACCACAUGCAUCUGUUUUACUCACCGGAGUUACUUUUUGUCACGACUUUCUUUUUAAUUAUAAGCGCUUCACCACCUACUCCAGACUGUGACGUCACGGCCAGUGGUUGAGAGCAGCGUCGGAAGUGCGAGCACACCAGUAAAACAACACCAUCUUUUUGUGUAGAAGCACUUGUGUGCUGUGUUUCACUGACACGCAACCUGAUGCCACUAUCCUUGCCCGCGUUAUUCCAAAUGAGCUGCCGGCUUCCUCGUCAUCACAUUUAGGCUCUAAUUAUGUCAUCUCUCAGCUGGAACGCACCCACAGCGUCAGGAUGCUAACAUGCAGGAUAGCAUUUUGGUACAACGCAGUAAACUUCACCAAGAAAACCACAGGUCGUCCUGACAGAUGUAAGAGACGAGCUGUACAAGUUUGUAGAUAAGUUACAAACUUGAACAAAGUGUACAGCGCAGCUGUCUAAGCAGACCGGAAGUGUUCGCCUGAUGAUACAUUUCAUUGAGCCCGCUGAUUUCUGGAUAAGAGGAACUCAUCAAGAUGAGGAUUUUCAAAAGAUAAAAUCAUUUUACUGUUCUUUUAAAAAAUGUAUCCAAAUGAAUUAACAGAAUUGAUGGAACUAGAUUUUUUUUCUCGCUAGGAGACGUUUUUUGUUACUGAGUAACAGGCACACCUGAUAAUGCCUGAUGAGCCUUGGGUUGGAUCAUGGAGGCCCCACAGACCACGAGGGCCCAUAGCUGCACUCUAUAGCAGCCCGGGCCCAAAGUAUGCACUGCCUUCAUUAACAGGAUCUAGUAAACAUGAUCCUACAAAAUACAAAGCACCAAGUUACAGUUUUCGGGCAAGCUAUGACAUAAGCAAACAAGACAACUCGCCCGGACCGAAACACCUCAUCCCCUCAAACAUUACCAAAAAUGGCAGAGAUGGAACGCCAGCAUUUUCAUUUGGCAGCCGUCCAAAAGAUCUGGCGCGUGAUCAAGUCCCUGCACCAAACCGCUACCACCUUGAAAAUGCAGACAAGUACACAUAUCACUCUUCUCCUUCGUAUACUUUGUCUGGGAGGUGGAAACAAGUUGUAGAGAGCAACCAGACCACACCUGGUCCAGCAUCCAACAUGCUGCCGCCUGUGUUGGGUCCUAAAACAGUCAAUAUACCUGCAGCGCCUGCACACUCACUUUAUGGUCGAGGCAAAAACGGAAACACUUUCGAAGACUACACAAAGUCUCCGGGCCCUGCAGCAUAUCAAGCCGUGGACCCCAAAAUCUACCUAACAAAAUCUCCUCAGUACAGCAUGCCGAGUCGCAAGUUUAUACCUGAAAAUGCUACAAGGACACCAGCACCUGGCGUAUACUGUCCAGAGAAGGUCACCACCACACACUCCAAACCUCCAGCCUUCACGUUUGGAUUACGCCACUCGAAAUACACCAUAUGCCCCAUUAUGGAUGUGGAUAAAUAUCAACAGUCAUUUUCCUUUGUUUGAACCGGACAGUAUCAGAUAACGCCAUCCAAGACAGCUAUUGGGAUUUAUUGCUGAGAUCCCAAGAGUUUUGAAGGUUCAUGACCUCUAACACUAAAUCCCAUCCAGGACGCCACGCAGGGAAUCCAAGGUUGUCUGUUAUGUGGCUCACAGAUGAUCGUCCAGCACCGUGUCCUACUUCACUAACUUGUGUUGUCAAUGGUGUCAGGAAAAUCUUAUAACAAUGUGUUGCACAAUAUUUUUUAAUAAAAUAACAACAAUGAAAGUCAUUUUAUAGUUUAG